AUGUCUUCUCUCGAAAGAAGAGAGCAUCCGAGCCACCGCGCAGCCUUUGCUGGGACUGAGAUCGUUGCCGGCGAGAGGAUUGGAUGGGCCAGAGGACUCGAUCUGAGACCACGGAGGGGGAAAGGGCGAAGGGUUGACACAGAGUCUCGAUACCGGGUUCGAAGGGAGAGGGAUUUCGGGGAUGGCUUUAUCAGCUUUCGAUCGCUGUCCAGCCUUUCAGAUCUCGUGCCGUUAAGAUCUAGAAUGGUCAUCGGCGGAAGCAGGCGGUGA
Messenger RNA from Arabis nemorensis, 270 nucleotides. Lineage: Eukaryota; Viridiplantae; Streptophyta; Magnoliopsida; Brassicales; Brassicaceae. The record is from the annotation of a GenBank genome assembly.